AUGAAUUCGUCAUUAAACUGGGCUGCAGAGAAUGGCUACACGGAUAUUGUUAAGAUUUUGAUAAGGCAUGGAGUUAAUGUAAAUGCUACCGAUAAAGAUAAACAUACAGCAUUAAACCGAGCUGCAGAGAAGGGUCACAUAGAGAUUAUUAAGGCAUUGAUAGAACGUAAUGCUAUUGUAAGUCAUAUUGCAUUAUACUUAGCUGCCAUAGAAGGUCACACAGAGGCUGUUAAGAUUCUGAUUAAACAUGAAGCUGAUGUUAACUCGAUUAUUAAGAAGCGUACUAUAUUACAUCAUGCUGCAAAAAACAAUCAUAUAGAAGUCGUUAAGACUUUGUUAGUACAUGGUGCUGAAAUCAGAGCCGUUGAUGAACAUGGUUUUACAAUAUUUGAUAAAAAUAAAAAUUUGAUAAAUUACGGAUUGCAUCUUGCUGCACAAAAGGGGUACACAGACGUCAUUGAAACUUUUUUUAAAAAAUAUCGAAUUAACAAUAUUAAUGCUGUCGAUGCAAAUGGCAAAACAGCAUUACAUUUAGCUGCGAAAAAUGGUCACACAGAUAUUGUCAAGAAAUUAAUAAAUAAGAAAGCGGAAGUUGAUAUUAUUGAUAAGGAUAAUCAUACACCAUUGUUUUAUGCAGCUGAAAAUGGCAAUGAAAAGAUAAUUGAUAUUUUAAUAACGAACAAUGCAAAAGUUAACCAUACUGAUGAUGAUGGUAUCUCCGUAUUGCACAAGGCUGCUGAGAAUGGUAAACUGGCAGCUGUUGAGGCUUUAUUAAGACAUAAUGCAAAUAUUAAAAUCGGUGAUAAGAAUGGUGAAACAGCUCUACACAAGGCUGCAUUUAAUGGUCAUCGUGAUGUUGUUAAAAUUUUAAUCAAAUAUAAAGCUGAUGAUAAAGCUGAUGAUAAAAAAAAUUGGACAUUAUUACACUUUGCUGCUGCUGCAGGAGAGAUCUUAUAUUAA
Messenger RNA from Dentiscutata erythropus, 960 nucleotides. The record is from the annotation of a GenBank genome assembly. NCBI's taxonomy places the organism in Eukaryota, Fungi, Glomeromycota, Glomeromycetes, Diversisporales, Gigasporaceae.